Exophiala bonariae is the source of this 2220-nucleotide messenger RNA. RefSeq lists its product as uncharacterized. Lineage: Eukaryota; Fungi; Ascomycota; Eurotiomycetes; Chaetothyriales; Herpotrichiellaceae. The transcript has 2 exons. The record is from RefSeq and is a predicted model, not a curated record. Bases 1 to 2220 code for a protein of 739 amino acids.
AUGGACUAUUCUGUCCUGCGGCAGAAAGACCGCUAUCAGCUCAGUUACGACCUCUCACAUAAGGCAUAUACCUCCUAUGUGUAUCCUCGUCAGUCUUCCAAUGGAUCUACUGUCAUAGUUUAUGGCCAUGAGCGAGGAUUGCGUAUAAUCUGGUAUGCCGGAAAGAACUUGAAAUCUCCCCAAAAAGUCUCCCCACCAAAGACAAAUGGUUCCGCAAAGACUGAUCCUAUGGUCAUUGACUUGUCCUCCGACGAUGGAGAAGAUCAAUCCGCAUCUGUUUCACCUCCGGAAUUUGAAGACGAGGAGGAAGAGAUCGAUCCCGCAAAGCCUUACCGUGGUAUCAUACGUCAGAUUGAUAUUCCCUUGGGGACCGCAGCCUUACGAAUUGCAAUCCCACACAUCCCCAAAGACAUUGCUCAAGCUCCUCCGGACUCUUGGCCACCUGUAUUUCUGGACCAUAUCCUGGUUGCAGCCGCAUGUGCAGAUUCUUCCUUGCAAAUCAUCAUUGCUCCACUCCUCCCUCCUAGUCUAGAAGUUCAGGAUUUCACCAAACUCGGCAUUCAGACUUUGAAAAUUGUUGGUCCUAAUUCCCACCAAGAGUUCAUCUCCGACAUAGCCGUCACCCACACGCUUGAUGUUGAAAGGGAUGAUUCGGAAAAUGAUACACAAGCCAGGUCCAGACCUCAGACUCGUUCACAACCAAAUCAAAACUCAACCGACACCAAUGCGCAAAAAUGGUCAUUGCUAAUAGCAUCAAUCUCGUCUACAGGGUCAGGUUUACUCUUGGUUCAUCAGAUCCCUCUGAUAGGACAAGCAUCCCUGUCCCCAAAGCCCGAACACCUACUCCCAUUGAGGAGGCAAUUCUUACGUUCUUCGGCUCUUGGUGCCACCAUGUCCUUCAAUCCUUCUCCUUACCCUAAUGAUCGACAUUCCACUCUACUCUUCACUCUCCCCGCAACCUCUACAGUCAAACUUUACCAAGUCUUUCCGACCCAUACAAGAGAACGUCGUGGCUCAACAGCAACCUCAGAUUCUGCUUCUACUCGCGCUUCUUUGCGGACUUCUGGUCCCGACAAAGGCAGGAUUCUCGCAACAUUUCUUCCUCCUUUCCUUCACAACAACAGUGCAAUCCUACCUCGAAGGAAGAAGUGCCUGGAUGCUCAAUGGAUCGCUAGUGGCCGUGCUGUGUUAGCACUCCUCGAGGAUGGUGAGUGGGGUAUUUGGGAUGUUGAAGCUAUUGGACCCAACUCCUCUGGCACGCGGAGCAAUCUUAUCCAGGGCCAAUCCAACAUUUCGGGUCUUCAAGGAGGUUCUAUCACGAAAUUUGCCAUUCGAUCCACUAUUUUCCCGUCAGAAGGAAAACAAGCAAUUUCUUCAGAUGGUCAGGCCCAGCCAACUUCAGGCUCCCUGGCCCUGAUGACACCAUCAACACGAAAGAUUCGUUCUGAGGGUUUGUUCCAUGGUGCUUCGCAUCAGGAUGCGGACCAGACGACCUCUCAGAGUCCUCAUGGAAGUAUAUGUGUAGACGAACAGCCGACCAAGAAUGGCAGGCCACUUGACGAAUCCAUCAUCAUCAAUUACGCUCGUGAACACAUUUAUAUUCCAUCGGUGUCAGCGUUCUGGAAGUCAGAUGUUAAGCCUAUUCGCUUACCCGCCGUCAAAUUGGGUGGACAGCAGCCGCGCAGAGUUGGGCUCCUUCACGAUAUGGACGCGAAGGCCCAAGCAGGGGGUGCAAUCUUCAGCUCUACCUCGUCAUCCGUCCCAAAUUUUGUGGUGCAGACCUCUCAUCGUCUGAUUUUAUCCGUCCAUGGUCUCUCAGAUACCACAGAACAGCCUUCAACAUCCUUGAAAUCUGGCGACGCCCUUCCACUUUCUUUCACAAAAUCCACCUCUGACCAGGUGUUACUCAACUCUGGAGAUCUAGAUAUCGAUGGCAUGGAUCGAAUCAUUACCAAUAUGGGUACCGCUGGUCGAAGAUCCAAACCACUGAACCUUUCAGCCAACAACACGUUCAUCAAUCGAGAAGCCUGGACUCAGGAAGAACCUGAUGAGGACGUCGAUAUGAUGGCAAACUCGCCAACGCCAUUACAUCAUUCAUCCCGUGGAUUUCCCACUCACACCGAAGGAUUUUCGCCGCAAAAACGUCGAUCAUCCAGAGAAAGAAAUCGAUUAUCCCAUAACCGUGUGCGGCCAACUACAGAGCGACGCGUCUUUACUUGA